AUGGAGGAGAAGGAUGAGGAGCUGCCACUGCAAGAGGAGGAGUCAGAAGUGCAGGAGCAAGAGGAAAAUGAUGGCGAUGGCAUCGGCCAGGACACUCAAUCAUCUCCUGAUGAAGAGGACCUCACUCUUGAUGACGCAGAUCAGAGUUUCUUGCUUGAAGCUGUUGACAGUGUUACCCAGGAAGUGAUCAUAGAGCAUCCUGAUCCUUCAUCAUCAACUGAACCCAGCUGUAGCACAAACCUAGCUUGUACAGCUCUACCUGUCAAACCUUUGAUGUUCUAUGGCUUACCGAAACGUAAAUGUACACUCCAGACUUCAGCAGUGAACUCAGAAGAAGGAGAGCAACUGCCUCUGCCGAAAAAGUCGCGAUCUAGUUCAAAAACUCAGUCAGUGAUCACUGGUUUUGACUUUAGGUGGAAAAGGGGAGCAACUAAAGUCAUAACAAACACUACUGUAUAUGACUAUGGACAAGUGAACUUGAAAUUAGAUGACUCUGCAGAUAUUGAUGCUGUUGAAGUCUUUGAACAAGCAUCUGAUUUCAGCACUUUAGUCUCACUCGUUGUGGAGCAAAGUGAGCUUUAUAUGAAACAGAAGGGCAUUCCAUUCCAGACAAAUGCAGAUGAGCUUCGAGCCUUCUUUGGAAUAUGUCUUGUUAUGGGGUAUCAUGUUCUGCAAUCGAUCAGAGACUAUUGGUCUACUCAGCCAGAUCUUCAGGUACAAUUUAUAGCAAAUACAAUGAGUUGUGCUCGAUUUGAAGCAAUUCGCUCUUCUUUGCACUUUGCAAAUAAUGAGGACAUGUUACCUAGAACUCAUCCCCAGUGUGAUAGAGCUUUCAAAGUUCGUCCAUUGAUAGAGCACUUCAAUCGAUGUUUUCAGGCUGCGAGAAAUCCAAGCAAGCAACAGUCGAUUGAUGAGCACAUGAUAAAAUAUAAAGGUCAAAACAUCAUAAAGCAGUAUAUCAGAAACAAGCCUGUGAAAUGGGGAUUCAAGCUAUGGUGCAGAUGUGAUGCUAUCUCAGGCUACCUUUAUCAGUUUGACAUCUAUACUGGACGAAAAACAGAUACAGAACAUGGUCUUGGAGAGAGUGUCAUUGAGAAGAUCUACCUUUGUGGCACAGUUCGUGUGGACAGAAAAAAUAUGCCCAAAAACUUGAAAGCUGACAAAGAAAUGAAACGAGGAGAUGUGGAUACUAUGAGUGCAAAUGGCAUCACAUGUGUAAAAUGGAUGGACAAUAGAUCAGUGACACUGUUGUCAAAUUUCCUUACAUGCAAAAAGGAUGAUAUGACGCAUGUGCUAAGAAGGCAGGCAGGAUGUGCAGAAAAGCUGCAUAUUCCAUGUCCAACCAUUGUUACUAUUUACAACAAGUACAUGGGGGGUGUGGACCUGAUGGAUCAGAAAAAAGUGUCCUAUGAGACAGACCGGAGGUCAAAAAUAAAGUUUUAUUUGAGGAUUUUCUUUGACCUCCUAGAUAUUGCUGUAAACAACAGUCACUGCAUUUAUAUACAAGCAAAUGAAGAGAGGCACCCAGAGUGCAAAGCAAUUACACCACUGGAAUAUCGGCAGAUGAUAGCAAGGAGUCUGGUGGGUGGAUACUCUAACAGACAAAGAAAAGCUCCGUCAGCGCCAGUCAGAAGUUCACGAAGUGUCCUUCCAGCACCAAAGCCGAAACAUUCCAUGAUUAGAAGCGAUAGACGCAAACGGUGUGCUCAACGUGCCAAACAUGUGAAUGAAAAUCGCACGGACAGCCUCUGCGACACAUGUAAAGUGCACCUUUGUUACACAAAGACACGCAACUGCUUUGCUGACUAUCAUAGCCUGAACUGUUAG
Molecule: messenger RNA, 1827 nt
Organism: Bufo bufo (common toad)
Lineage: Eukaryota; Metazoa; Chordata; Amphibia; Anura; Bufonidae
Product: piggyBac transposable element-derived protein 4-like
Exons: 3
Coding region: 1-1827 (608 amino acids)
Source: RefSeq, a predicted model, not a curated record